AUGCCUGAGAAAUUCACCAAUGUGACCACCAUAACAGAAUUCUUGCUUAUGGGAUUCCCUGAUGACAAGGUUCUACAGAGACUAUGUGUCAUGCUCUUCUUCCUGAUUUAUCUGGCUGCACUGAUAGGGAAUCUCCUUAUUAUUACUCUCACCACCAUAGACCAGCACCUCCAAUCCCCCAUGUAUUUCUUCCUGAAGAAUUUGUCCUUCAUUGAUAUCUGCUAUAUCUCUGUCACUGUCCCUAAAUCCAUCAUGAACUCUCUGACCAAUAUCCACUCCAUCUCCUUUCUGGGAUGUGCCUCACAAGUUUUCUUUGUUAUAUUUUUGGCUGGCACAGAGUUUUUCCUCCUUCUAGUCAUGUCCUAUGACCGCUAUGCUGCCAUCUGCCAACCUCUGCAUUAUGGGACCAUCAUGAAUAGAUAUGCCUGUGUGCAGAUGGUGAUUAUAUCAUGGUUCAGUGGCUGUGUAUAUGGAUCCCUUCAUGUUGCAGGCACAUUCACUGCCCAUUUCUGUGGAACCAACAUAGUGCAUCAGUUCUUUUGUGAUAUUCCAUCAUUACUUAUGGUUUCUUGUUCCAGGAAUAACAUUCUAGAAUAUAUAUAUAUAUAUAUAUAUAUAUAUAUAUAUAUCAUUGUUAGCUGUUGUUUUGCAUUUUUAUGUUUUAUUUCAAUGGUUGUUUCCUAUGUUUACAUUUUCACCACUGUCCUUAGAAUUCCUUAUGCAAAAGGCAGGUUCAAAAUUUUCUCCACCUGCCUGCCCCAUCUUACUGUGGUGACUUUGUUUCUCUCCUCUGGAUUUAUCACAUAUUUAUGUUCAGCAUCAAAGUCCCCAUCUUCCCUGAACCUCUUUAUGUCAGUGUCAUACUCUCUCUUACCUCCCAGUCUGAAUCCUGUCAUUUACAGUCUGAGAAACAGGGACAUGAAAGUAGCCCUAAACAACAUUUUUGGUGGGAAAAUGAUCCCUAACUUGUAA
Messenger RNA from Sciurus carolinensis (gray squirrel), 972 nucleotides. Its product is annotated as olfactory receptor 14A16-like. Gene Ontology annotation, molecular function: olfactory receptor activity; G protein-coupled receptor activity; odorant binding. The record is from RefSeq and is a predicted model, not a curated record. Gene Ontology annotation, biological process: G protein-coupled receptor signaling pathway. Lineage: Eukaryota; Metazoa; Chordata; Mammalia; Rodentia; Sciuridae. Gene Ontology annotation, cellular component: membrane.